AUGGGUCUCUUCCAUCACCACCACGAUCACCAUAAGGAGGGCGGUGGCCCCGGCGGCCCCGGCGGCCCUCAGGGAGGCCCUGGUGGUCCCGGUGGUCCUGGUGGCCCUCAUGAAGGCCAUCAUGGAGGCCCUCACGGAGGCCACGGUGGUCCUGGUGGUCCUCAGGGAGGUCAGGGAGGCUUUGGCGGCCCGGGUGGCCCUCAAGGAGGCCAGGGUGGCUUUGGCGGCCCCGGUGGUCCUCAAGGAGGCCAUGGUGGCUUUGGUGGCCCCGGUGGCCCCGGUGGCCCCGGUGGCCCUGGUGGUCCUCAGGGAGGCCCUGGUGGCUUUGGUGGCCCUCACGGCGGCCGGUAA
Molecule: messenger RNA, 351 nt
Organism: Penicillium brasilianum
Lineage: Eukaryota; Fungi; Ascomycota; Eurotiomycetes; Eurotiales; Aspergillaceae
Source: the annotation of a GenBank genome assembly